AUGAUGAGCGACUUCGACCAAGCUACCCAGGCAUGUCUGCCGUGUCGCCAGAAGAAGCGAAGAUGCGACAAGGCCCUGCCAAGUUGCACACUGUGCAGUCGCCUGAGUCGCGAGUGCACGUACCCCGAGGGCGCUUCUUCGCCAACGGCUGAAAAUGUCUUGUUCCUGAGGCAGAGGAUCCAGGAGCUGGAAGAUCAAUUGGCCAUUGCCAGUAGCACCAACACCAACAGUAACACCAACAACACCGACUCGAUCUGGACGACGCCGCCAGGUAGCAGUAGAACAAACUCUAGUAUAUCGCUGACUGAGUCAGCGGUGCACAAUCAUGCCCCGUUCAUAUCGCUGUUUUUUCUAGAUGGCGAGGCCUUUGGCCAUGUCCGACCGUCACUCCCCAAGCCGUCGCUCCCUAUCCCGGUCGACGUCGGGUUGAUACUGGGAGGUGCUGCCGGCGUGCAAAACUUGCUCGAUGUGUUUUUCUCGACUGCUCAUGUCUGGUUCCCGUUUAUCUCCAAGGCCAGGUUGUGUAAACAGCCCCUGGACCCGGCCAAUCUGCCGGCAGACUUUGUUGUCCUGUUCCUCAGCAUGCGGAUGUUUUGUCAAAGCCCGCGUGGAAAUGACAGUAUAACUAUAGGUGGUAUGUCGUUAUACUCUUUCGUCAAGCAGCUUCUUGCCGCGGUCCAAGGCAGCGACUUGUUGACUCUGAAUCUGAUGCAAACGGCCAUCUUGAUUGCUCUCUAUGAAAUCUCUCAUGCCAUAUACCCGGCAGCGUAUCUAUCAACGGGCCACUGUGCACGACUGGGGUAUUCUCUUGGACUACACAGUCAGCAAGCACCGCAAGUAUUGCCAAAACCCGCUACUUGGGGCGGCAACGAGGAGAUAAAACGCGCGUGGUAUGCAGUUAUGAUCCUGGAUAGAUACGUCAAUAUUGGCAACGAAAAGCACCCCCUGGCAUCCGGAGACUUUGACAGCAACGGAACACUCCCGGCAGACGACCAUGCCUGGAACCAUGGUGAAGUCGAAGCCACCCAGCCCAUCUUCAUCACAUCGUCCGCCCCGGUCAAAGCCGGCGGCUAUGCGCGGUCCUGCCAGGCCGGUCAUUUACUGGGCCGAGUGCUCGAGCAUCGCGAUGACGAUGCUAUGCAGGGCUCUUUCCGCUUCACAUCCGCCAUGCAGAUUCACUCUACACUGGACGCCCUGGUCAGCAGCAUAACCCGCGAGGCUGAAACCACACCCGAGCAGCUGGGAACCGCUUUUGGACUCCUUGCCAGUGCUAGAUUUACCCUGUACGACCCAUAUUCAUGCACCGCAUCGAACCACGGCCGAGCGACCGUGGAGGAGAUGCAAAUGCAAACUAUAUCUCUCGACGGGCUGAAAGCUACCGCGUCUGAUGUGCUGCAGUAUCUCCAGGAUCUUCACGAGCUUGUCAAGUUCGAUUUGACUCUAGCCAGUCCCUUGCUCUGUGACUGUAUUUACCAGGCAUCUGCCACGUUUCUGUGGCUGGAGCAGGAGAACGGGGACCCACAAAUGACUAUUGCGCUGACUAUAUUGACUGAUAUUCUGCGAGACUGGAGUACUCGAUGGGAAUUGGCAGAGGCCUUUGUGUCUGACCAUCUCGGCGGGAGCAUCGGCGAAAUCAACCUGGUGACCCUCGUCGCGUCGGCAUCAGCACUAUUAUGGGCUGCCUUGCAGUCGCGACUGUCUUUUUUCACCCCGUCUUCUCCGGCGGCGCUUUUUACCGAUUUCUUACUCAACGCCUGCGCAAUACUGUUCGCGACCACGCUGUACUCUGCUUCGCCACUUCUUUUGAACAUUCUCCUCGUGUCUCCUGCUGUACUGCUCGCCCUUACCUCCAAGUCUCGCGCUCCCCAAAAAGCCAGACCUCCUCGCCACGAUGAGAAAAAAACCGAAAACGACCUCGAUCCGUUCCCCGUCCAUCCGUUUCUGACAACGUACCGGGCUGCCAUGAUGGUGGCUACCUGCAGCGCCAUCCUCGCCGUCGAUUUCCCCAUAUUCCCGCGGCGCUUUGCUAAAGUUGAGAACUGGGGUACGUCGUUGAUGGAUCUCGGUGUCGGAUCGUUUGUCUUUUCGGCAGGGCUUGUGUCGGCUCGCUCUGUUUUAAAGAGCAGUGGCAAAAGUAGUACUUUGAUACACCGAUUGGCGGCGUCCAUCAGACACUCUAUCCCGUUGUUGGUGCUAGGGUUCGUACGCCUUUAUACUGUCAAGGGCCUGGACUACGCCGAACAUGUUACUGAGUAUGGAGUGCAUUGGAAUUUCUUCUUCACUCUUGCGCUUUUGCCUCCGUUUGUCGAAGUUUUUCACUCCUUGUACAAGGUGGUAGGAUCAUACGAGCUUCUUGCCCUCUUAGCGAUUACUAUUUACCAGGUCGCGCUCGAAUCCACGGAUUUGAAAGCAUAUAUCCUGGUCUCGCCGCGCGGUCCUGAUCUACUCUCUAAAAACCGGGAGGGCAUUUUCUCGUUCAUCGGGUACUUGGCCAUUUUUCUAGCUGGACGCGGGACUGGUUUACGAGUCAUUCCCCGAGGCACAUCCGCAACAGUCUCACCACAACAGGCAAGACGUGGGGUUCUGCGUUCCUUGGCGAUUGGGGCCGUGGGCUGGUCUGUUCUUUUCAUCUUUAACUCUACCGCGGCGUUUGGCUACGGAGCCAAGAUCAACGUAUCGCGCCGUCUGGCCAAUAUGCCAUACGUAUUUUGGAUUGCCGCGUUCAACAACGCCCAAAUUUUCCUCUUCUGCACCACCGAGACGCUCUUCUUCCCGGGCGUACACAAGGCCACUGACAAAGCGACCGAGGCCGAACGAACAAAGUUUGCGACUAGCCGUGUCAUGACAGCCUUCAACAAAAACGGACUGCCGAUUUUCCUUGUGGCUAACUUGCUUACCGGGGCGGUCAAUUUGACGUUCAACACUCUGGACGCGAAUACAUGGCAGGCGAUGGCUAUUCUGACGGGGUAUGUGGCGGCUGUCACUGGAGUGGCGUUGACGCUGGGUGCGUUUAAUUUGAGGCUGAGGUUGUAG
Molecule: messenger RNA, 3033 nt
Organism: Talaromyces rugulosus
Lineage: Eukaryota; Fungi; Ascomycota; Eurotiomycetes; Eurotiales; Trichocomaceae
Exons: 4
Coding region: 1-3033 (1010 amino acids)
Biological process (GO): DNA-templated transcription; GPI anchor biosynthetic process; regulation of DNA-templated transcription
Cellular component (GO): endoplasmic reticulum; membrane
Molecular function (GO): DNA binding; zinc ion binding; DNA-binding transcription factor activity, RNA polymerase II-specific
Source: RefSeq, a predicted model, not a curated record